Molecule: messenger RNA, 2416 nt
Organism: Drosophila mojavensis
Lineage: Eukaryota; Metazoa; Arthropoda; Insecta; Diptera; Drosophilidae
Product: protein croquemort
Exons: 4
Coding region: 16-1542 (508 amino acids)
Cellular component (GO): cytoplasm; membrane
Molecular function (GO): scavenger receptor activity
Source: RefSeq, a predicted model, not a curated record
UUAUUUGUACACGCAAUGGCAACUUUCCCAAUCAGUUGCAAAAUGUGUUGCGACUGCUGCAGUGUGCGCCAACAGAAGCUCUGGGUCUUUGGCCUGGGCGGCUUUUUGCUGUUAGUGGGAACUGCUUUGCUUUCGGCCUGGCCCAGCUUGUGUCGUCAAUUGGUGCGUGGCCUGCUGCCAUUGGCUCCCAACUCCUUCAUAUACAAGUCCUGGGUGACGACACCGACACCGGCGUUUACAACGUUCUAUCUCUUCAAUUGGACCAAUCCGGAGGACUUAAAUAAUGCUGCAGUGAAACCGAAUUUCGAACAGCUGGGCCCCUACACGUUCAGCGACUAUAAGGAGAAAGUGGACCUGGUGUGGCAGCAGCCGGAGGUUACCUAUUACGGACGUCGAGUCUGGCAUUUUUUGCCAGAAAAAUCAAAUGGCAGUCUAGACGAUGUCAUUGUGACGCCGCACUUUCCAACACUGACGGCCGCCCGCUAUGUGCGCAGAAAGCGUCGCACGCUGCGCAAGAUUAUGAACUUUGCGCUGAAUCGUGAGGGUGGUGGCACCUACAUGAGACAUACGGCCGGACAAUGGCUAUUCGAUGGGUUUUACGACUCGCUUAUUGACUUUGUUGAGCGUCUGCACUCGCCGCUAUUGCCCAUAUUUAGCGACCAUUUCGGCUGGUUCUAUCAGCGCAACAAUUCGAAGACGGCCGAGGGAAAUUUCACAAUACACACGGGUCGGGGUGAUCUCAGUUGGAUGGGCGAGCUGCAGAUGUGGAAUGGCAGCGUCCAUACGGGCUACUACGAGGGCGAGUGCGGCAAGGUCAAUGGCAGCACGGGUGAGCUGUGGGCGCCGGGUCGCCAGUGGCACGAGACAAUUUCCAUAUUUUUGCCAGAUGCAGCGCGCUACAUAAAUCUGUACAGCAUGGCGAAUGUCACAGUUGAGGGCAUCGCUGCCUGGCGCUACGAGACCAGCCAGCUGAGCUUCGACAACGGCCAACUGGCGCCGGAUACGAAAUGUUUUUGUGUUGCCAAACACGAAUGUCCACUGAAUGGUGUGCUAGAUUUCUCACCAGUCGCCAAGCGCGGACCCAUUUACGUAUCGCAUCCGCACUUCUACAUGACCGAUGAGUACUAUAGAAGAAAUACGACGGGCCUACGCCCAAAUCCCGCAGAGCAUGGCAUGUAUGUGGUAAUGGAACCGACACUGGGCAUACCACUAAGCCUGAAGGGACAAGUUAUGAUCAGUGCGCUAGUGCAGCGGGACGAGGCUAUCGACUUGCUUAGGGAUAUUGCUUAUGAUCACUAUGCUCCGCUCUUUACAAUUCAACUUUACGCCGACCUGACUGAUGAUCUGAUCGGCCUGCUCAAGCUGAGCUUAAGUCUGCCCGCCAUAGGUCAAUUUAUAGGUCUGGCUCUGCUGCUCAUUGCCAUCGUCAUGCUAAUCGUAGGCAUCAUUGUGAGUAAGCAGCAUAAAUGGCACAAAGAGUGCGAAAUUGAAGCCAAUGAACCAGUGCCAGCACUUGAGAGUGGCGAAGUCGUUGACAGCUGAUAUUGAUAAGAUGUCUAACCUCAUAUUUUGGUUUUCUAUGUGAUAAAGACUGCUCUUGUUAUAAUAUUGGGUGCAGAAAUGAUUAUAUUAGGUUAUUAUUAAUAAAAAAUGUGCGCCAUUAAAAUGAGUUUCUGCUGAACACAAAUUGGCGUGCUGCUGUUUGUUUUUGGGCAAUUGGGCCUUGAGGUGUUGGCCAGCUGCGCUCGUCUAGAAUUACACGAAAUUAUGGCCUCUCAGAUAUGCUAAAAUUUAUUAAUAUGUUAAUAAUUGUAUUUUAUUUUUUGUGAGUGUAUGAGUGUUGAUGUGUGUGUGUGGUGCCUGGUGGUACAGAGGCAAAAGCCUUGAGCACGUAAGCUGCAUGCUUUACGGCGUACGAACUCUUUCACCUAGGCAUACUCACACACACACAUACAUAACCAACCAAAUUGCUAACUGGAAAUUCGAAAAAUGCCAACAGAAUAUUAUAAGCGGCUAAUUUAUAUGCGCCUGGCACGCAAACUUACGUUUUGCACACACAUUGUUGUCGAAGAACUCACACACACAUACGGAGAGAGAGAGAGAGAGAGAGAGAGAGAGACAGAGACCGAGGCUGGCUUAGAAAGCGCAGGAAGUGGGUGGCGUAGCAGCUUAAACAAUGUAUGAAAAUAUGAAAAUUAUAUGGCAGCAAAUAUGUGUUGGCCAUACUUUAAUAAAUACACACAAGUUAUGAUUAAGCGCCGCACAGGAACACAAAGAAAAAUGUUAUGAGAAAAGUUGCUGCUGAAAAGGAUUUAAAAAUAUAAUUCAUUUUGUUUUUUAAGACUUUUUUAUUCAAAUUCAGUUAUAGAUUCUAAGCGCUGUGCUGACAGAAAUUCUAUAAUAAAACGCUAGACUA